Molecule: messenger RNA, 411 nt
Organism: Acaulospora colombiana
Lineage: Eukaryota; Fungi; Glomeromycota; Glomeromycetes; Diversisporales; Acaulosporaceae
Source: the annotation of a GenBank genome assembly
AUGUCUCAAGACACCAUAUUGUUUAACGUGGGAGGCACGAAAUUCGAAAUUAACAGACACCUAGUACAAACUUACCCGAAAAGUCGUUUGGCGGAGUUAGUUAAUAUCGGUUCAAAAGAUAGAGAGAUAUUCAUUGAUCACAACCCUCUUGCAUUUAGCGUGAUACUUGAUUUUCUUCGUUACAAACGACUUGUUGUGCCUAGAAAUGUUGCUCGCGAAGUUGUCGAACUGCAAUUGCAAGAAUUCGGGAUUCCAUAUGAAGAUUUAACGGAAGGUAUAGGAGAAAACGACGAGUUGCCUAGUUAUGAAGCGACGGUGAGCAAGUUACCCGGCCCCUAUAGAGAUGAUAAGAGGAUUUAUAACAAUAACUUAUUAAAGGACACGGUUCUUGAAGUUUCUAUCCGAAAGUCA